ACACACCACACACACACAAAUGGAAGAACACGGGCAAAUGAAAUGUUCCCCAGCAGCAGAACAGGUACGUGAGUUUUAGCAGACAGUCCUUGGAGCAGGAUAGCAGCAGGAGGAGGAGGAGAGGCAGUCAGUGGGAUUGGUUCAGAGUAAGAAUGAGCAUGAUUCUCUCAGAAGCAGCAGGUAAGGAGCGUCCUCUUCUAAUGCAGUAGUAUUACCCGAUACAUAAGAAUCACUUUGUUUCUAUUUAUUAAAAACAUAUCUGUCAUUUUGGCAAUAUGUAUGAUUUUAACAUCGAUCUAUAUAUUUUUUGUAGUAUCGUUUUGUUGUUGUUGAAUUUGGCCCCCUGGAAGUUGUGGUUCUGUGCUAGUCACCUCACUUUCAGAAAUAUGUAUUUGUGUUCCAUCGCUCCUGCUCUCCUGUGAUCAAUGUUACCAGGUCUUUGUUUUUUUCUUUUUGUCUCUGCAAUGCUGGAGGAGAGGCCGGUGCUGGCUGUGGCUAACCUGCUCUUCUUACUGGACUUCGCCGCCCUGUCCAAAGAGGACGUCAAUCUGAAUGGGAACACCUUCUCCUGGCCUGACAGGAUUGUCUCCAUCAUCAAGAACAGCACUCUUUAUAAACUAAACCAACACACAAUUCGGCACAUUUGUAAACCUGCAUGAGAGGGGUGUUCCAGGGGAGGACUGGGGUAGCAGAGUCAGGUGUUGCACACUCCAAGCAGUAGGGUUGUCAGGGACUGGGGUAGCAGAGUCAGGUGUUGCACACUCCAGGCAGUAGGGUUGUCAGGGACUGGGGUAGCAGAGUCAGGUGUUGCACACUCCAGGCAGUCGGGUUGUCAGGGACUGGGUUAGCAGAGUCAGGUGUUGCACACUCCAGGCAGUAGGGUUGUCAGGGACUGGGGUAGCAGAGUCAGGUGUUGCACACUCCAGGCAGUAGGGUUGUCAGGGACUGGGGUAGCAGAGUCAGGUGUUGCACACUCCAGGCAGUAGGGUUGUCAGGGACUGGGGUAGCAGAGUCAGGUGUUGCACACUCCAGGCAGUAGGGUUGUCAGGGACUGGGGUAGCAGAGUCAGGUGUUCCACACGCCAGGCAGUAGGGUUGUCAGGGACUGGGGUAGCAGAGUCAGGUGUUCCACACUCCAGGCAGUAGGGUUGUCAGGGACUGGGGUAGCAGAGUCAGGUGUUGCACACUCCAGACAGUAGGGUUGUCAGGGACUGGGGUAGCAGUCAGGUGUUGCACACUCCAGGCAGUAGGGUUGUCAGGGACUGGGUUAGCAGAGUCAGGUGUUGCACACUCCAAGCAGUAGGGUUGUCAGGGACUGGGGUAGCAGAGUCAGGUGUUGUACACUCCAGGCAGUCGGGUUGUCAGGGACUGGGGUAGCAGUCAGGUGUUGCACACUCCAGGCAGUAGGGUUGUCAGGGACUAGGGUAGCAGAGUCAGGUGUUGCACACUCCAGACAGUAGGGUUGUCAGGGACUGGGGUAGCAGAGUCAGGUGUUCCACACGCCAGACAGUAGGGUUGUCAGGGACUGGGGUAGCAGAGUCAGGUGUUCCACACUCCAGGCAGGAGGGUUGUCAGGGACUGGGUUAGCAGAGUCAGGUGUUGCACACUCCAGACAGUAGGGUUGUCAGGGACUGGGGUAGCAGAGUCAGGUGUUCCACACGCCAGGCAGUAGGGUUGUCAGGGAUUGGGGUAGCAGAGUCAGGUGUUGCACACUCCAGGCAGUAGGGUUGUCAGGACAGGCUUGGUGUGAGUGACAUGCAGCACCCUGUGUGUCUCCCUCUCAGAAGGGUCAGAUUAACCAGUAGGAGGCAUUGCUGGGGAUGGGUCAGGUUAGCCCCUACCCUGAGAUCGAGAAGCUGCUCAUCUCUAAGGAGCCCUAUGACUGCCUGUGGGCAGCGGCGCUCAGCUUCAACACACAGCAGGAGCGCUGGCUUAACGGAGCGCUGCUGCAGGUCAGCGCAGAGGAGGUGGAGAAGCAGGUGCAGAGUUUAUGGAAGACCAGCUACAAGUUGAUGAAGGUACUGCAUCACCCGGACCUGGACGGGCCCCUGAAAGCUGCCACCACCAUCAAGACCAAGCUGGACAAGUUCCGAAUCAACAUGCUGCUCAUCAAGGCACUGUGCAGCCCUGGCAUCAAGCAGAGGCACUGGAACCUCAUGAGCAGGAAGGUUCUGCUGGAGGAUCAUGUUGUGAAGACCACCACCAUGAAGGGCUCCCCGUUCAUCGCCCCCUUCGAGGAGCAGCUGCUCUCCUGGGAGGCCAGGCUGGAGGCAGGUCAUGGCUGAGGCGCAGCAGACUGGCAAUGCCAUGCAGGUUAUCUCUCAGGUCCAGGUGCGCAGUACUCAGAGAGGCCGAGUCGAUGCUGGACGACAUUCAGAGAGGCUUAAAUGACUACUUAGAGAAGAAAAGGCUCUUCUUCCCGGGUGCAAACAUUAAACAAGCCAGAAAAGUCACUUCACAGCACUCACAUGCACAGGAAAUCAAUCCUCUUGAUUUGAUUCUUUCAAAAACAAAUGCGGCAAACUCAGCAGGAAUGAAUACUUCUGAACCUGCGUCACCCCCCACCCCGGUUCCAGGAAAACAGCUUCAAAUGCAAGAUACGUACAGAGGGCUUUGGAAUCGGUUCAUCAGAUCAGGAGUUUGAAUCCGAUUAGACUGUACAUAAAAAUUUGUCAAUUGAUUUUAUCAUUUCAAUAUUACUAUAAAAAAGCCACAUGGUUUUUAGCACCUUGUUUACAAGAGCAAGCAGGUUUUACACUCUCUUAGAGCUUGUGUGUGUGCGUGUGUGUUCAUAUGCGUGUGUCUGCGUAUUUGCAAGUUGUGGUCAGUGUUUUGUAACGUCACAUUGUGUGUGUCAGUGUACUGUAGUCAGAGUGUGUAUUGUCAGGCUGUGCUGUUAUGUGUCGGGUAGAGCUUUUCCAAUAUAACAGAAUCAAGUGUACCAAUGUGACUGGAUCACAGACUGAAACUCUUGGGACUUCAGUGGCUGUGGUGUAAUUUUAACUUUUGCAUGAAAGUUUUUUGCAAACUGUUAACAUGAUCAAAGCUACCUUCCUGUAUAAAUAGUUUCUGGCAGGUUACUAAGAGGAAAUUAUACACUACAGAACAAGAAUAAAGAAUAAUUUGAGACCUCAUAAAUACUGUAUGAGAGGAGGCUGACUUGUGAUUAAAAUGUAUUUGUCCACCAGCAAUAUCUGCAGUCACAGAGAGAGGAAUGUAAUGUACAUUAGACAGACACACAGUGACUCUGUUCACAAUGCUGUGGUACACAUUAGUCAG
Molecule: messenger RNA, 3278 nt
Organism: Polyodon spathula (Mississippi paddlefish)
Lineage: Eukaryota; Metazoa; Chordata; Actinopteri; Acipenseriformes; Polyodontidae
Product: dynein heavy chain 3, axonemal-like
Exons: 6
Coding region: 1820-2284 (154 amino acids)
Biological process (GO): microtubule-based movement
Cellular component (GO): dynein complex
Molecular function (GO): minus-end-directed microtubule motor activity; dynein light intermediate chain binding; dynein intermediate chain binding
Source: RefSeq, a predicted model, not a curated record